AUGGCCGCGACACCGGCAAAGGUGAAGAAGCUGGCGGACCAGCUGAUUACCUGCAUCACCGGCCUGACGCCCGAGGAAGAUCCCGCCAACUUUGGCCUCUGCCGUGAAUUCGCCCUCCGCAGCUUCAAGGGCUACAAGUUCGGGCGCACAAACCAGUUUGACGUAAACUCCAAGCUCUCCGGUCUCGAAGAGAAAUUGCGAAUCUACAACCGCGACGACAUCGCCGACGCCCUACGGUCCCGCCUCAAUGAGCUCCCCGUCUCGACCUUCACGCCCGAGCUACUCUCGCUCUUCCUCACGCUCUCCGACCGGCCGCUGGAGAACGCACACCUGGAUGAUCUGGAUGCGCUGAUCCGGCAUGACCAGGGGCCAAAGGGGCUGACGUGGGCGGACAUCAUCGCGGAGGAGCCCUUGGAGGGGGAGAUCUGGAAGGAUGUGGAUUUUGGCGCGGAGAGCAGCGAUGAGUGGUCGGAGGAGGGGGAGGAUGAUGUGGAGGGGUUGGAGGCGCUCAAGAAGGCGCAGUAUUGGGAUGUGAAGCACAGGGUGAGGCCAAUAGAAGAGGAGAUUGACGUUUCGUUGGGCGCUGGUGGAGUGGAAAACAUAUCAAUCAUCUCCGAAGUCCAGGCUGUCCGUGAAGUCCUCUUCAUGCUCCUCGGCCACCCGUGCGUCCUCUUCCAAAGCCUCAAUGGCAUAGUCUCAGUCGAGACUCCCGCGCUGUCUACGCAGUUUGCACUCCGGCAUACGUCCUUACUCGCCUUCAAAGCACUUCUCAACUGGUAUGGCGAGAAGGGCACACAUCUCAAUCGCAUCCGCUACUUUACAUCAAUCCGCAACAUCCACGUUUCACCAGAACAACAAACCUUCACUUCCGCUGUCACCGAGAAGCUCUUCCUCCUCGACCAGCGCCUCAUCGAGAUCGAGCAACGCUUCGUCGGAAAUGCCACCACCAACCAGAUCGCCUCCCUCCUCUCCCUCCAGUCCGAGCUCGAACCUCUCCUCCACCCCUACAUCCUCCUCUCCAACAUAAUAGGCGCCAUAACCAACCCCCGCACGCCCAUCCCGCAAACCACCCUCGCCACCCUCCACCUCGAGCACCUCUUCACCUCCGCCUGCACCCUCCAAUCCACCGGCGACCACCAAACCUUCACCUUCAUGACCUCCCUCUUCUUCACCAGCCUACAGACCUACCUCCGCCCCAUCCGCGCCUGGAUGGAGCGCGGCGAGCUCCGCCCCUCCGAGAUCUUCCUCGUCUCACAGACCCUCACGCCCGACCAAGUCGAGCCCGGCGGGCUCUGGCACGACCAAUUCGCCCUCCGCACCGACCCGGCCACGGGCGCCCUACAGGCGCCCCGCUUCGUCCACGCCGCCGCAGCCCGCAUCUUCAUCACCGGCAAGAGCGUCGUGUUCCUGCAGCGCCUGGCCGAGCACCACCUACCGACCGCCAUGCUCUCCACCGACGCCGCCAACGCCGCGCAGGACGCAGAGCUCACCGUACCCGACAGCGGUGGCGGCAGCGACUCGCUCGCGCCGUUCCAGGACACGUUCGCGGCGGCGUUCUCGGCGUGGAUCGGCGCGCGGCACCACAGCGUGUCGUCGCGGCUGCGCGACAUCCUGUACCGCGACUGCGGGCUGUGGCGGAGCCUGGAUGCGCUGGACUGCGUGUAUCUGUGCCGCGACGGGCACCGGUUCGAUGUGCUGGCCGGGGCCGUGUUUGAGAAGAUUGAUAAGGGCGUGGAGAACUGGGGGGACCGGUUCUUGCUGACGGAGAUGGUGCAGGGCGUGUUUGCGGGGGUGGGGUGUGUGGAGGGGGGCAGGCUGAGGAUGAGGGGGAGGAUGCAGGCGGGAGUGACGGUGAGGGAGGGGAGGAAGAGCGUGAAGAUGUUGAAGGGGGUGGAGGUGGACUAUGCGCUGCCAUGGCCAAUCAUGAACGUCAUCAACAAGCAAGCCCUCGAAGCCUACAAAUCCGUCUUCACCCUCCUGCUACAAAUCCGGCGGGCCCAACACGCACUCAAGCGCCUCACCACCCUCAAGAUCCUCACCACCCUCAAGCGCGGCUCCGGCGAAGGCGCACUCUACUACUCGCUCAAGCACCGCCUCCUCUGGUUCACCAACACCCUCUACUACUACCUCACGGACCUCGUGCUCCUCCCACAGACGGCACAGAUGCGCGCAAAGAUGGCCAAAGCCCUCGACGUCGACGGAAUGGUCGGCGUGCAUGCGGAGUUCGUAAACAGGAUCAGGGAGCAGUGUCUUUUGGGGCCGAAGCUGGCACCAAUCCACCAGACCAUCAUCACGCUACUGGACCUCUCGCUCGCCUUCGCCGACGCGCAGACCUCCCGCGCCGCGCGGCUGCUUUCGCACUCCAGCGAGGACCUGUCCAUGCACGACAUCCCCCCUCCGCGGCGGCGCCCCGGCCCUGCCACCUCCUCUUCCUCUUCCGACGACGACGACGACGACGGCGAGGGAGAAGGGGAAGGGGAGGAGGAUGAUGGUGAUGGUGAUGGUGAUGGUGAUGAGACGAGCCACCAGGACGAGGGGGGCAUAAGCGGCGCAUGGUGGCGGCGAGCGUGCGGUUUAAUGCGAUGCUGGACUUUGUGA
This is a messenger RNA of Morchella importuna, 2598 nucleotides long. RefSeq lists its product as uncharacterized. Gene Ontology annotation, molecular function: gamma-tubulin binding; microtubule minus-end binding. Bases 1 to 2598 code for a protein of 865 amino acids. The transcript is spliced from 8 exons. The record is from RefSeq and is a predicted model, not a curated record. Lineage: Eukaryota; Fungi; Ascomycota; Pezizomycetes; Pezizales; Morchellaceae. Gene Ontology annotation, cellular component: gamma-tubulin complex; spindle pole; centrosome. Gene Ontology annotation, biological process: mitotic cell cycle; microtubule nucleation; cytoplasmic microtubule organization.